This is a messenger RNA of Doryrhamphus excisus (bluestripe pipefish), 3121 nucleotides long. The record is from RefSeq and is a predicted model, not a curated record. NCBI's taxonomy places the organism in Eukaryota, Metazoa, Chordata, Actinopteri, Syngnathiformes, Syngnathidae.
GUGUCGCGCUUCUAUCACGCUACCGGCGACGCCCGCUCGCCAGUCCGCCUCACAUCCUGCACAGCGUCGGCUCCACCACGGAGACACUUUUACGUCCCUUUCAUGUCUGCACGUGACGUGGAAAACCUCACGGCAGUUAGCAUCGCGGGUGGCCUCGCUCCGAGUAGCUUUUAAGCUAGCGGAUGAAAUCGGUUUGGCGCGCCUCGGAUGUAAAUGAAGCAGCCCUCGUGAAGUGGGCAAUAAGUCUCGAGGUGUGGAUUAAAGGUUGCGAUUGAGGCGAGUUAACGGCACCCCCACGCACAAGUCCGGUCUCCCUCGGUGAAGCGCGAAUAUCGCUGGACCGAGAUUCAGCCCCCUCCUCAGCGUCCUCCAGCCAUGAUGUAGACCCAACCCGCAUGAUGAUGAUGCAGGUCGGACUCUCAGUGAAGAGCAGCAGCGAGUGAUUCUCUCUCCUCGGGUACAGCGCACACCUGCCUCUCUAUGUCUGCCUCAAUUGGUUGGAAGCGCCAUGUCAUCCGCCACACCCCCUGCGGCCCCGCCCCUUAAGAAGGGAAAGAAGCUGGAGAAAUCCGACGUGAUGGCUGACUCGGUUCAGGCGGCCAACGAGGAUCUUAGGAGCAAAAUGAUGGACGUGCAGAUCGAGCUGCAGCAGGAGCGCGGCAAGGUGUGCAAGCUUCGCGAGCGCCUCCAGGAGCAGCGUCAGGCUCGGGAGCUGGAGCAGUACAAACACGCGGUGGCCAUCACCGACCUGCGCGCCAAGCUCCACGAGGAGAAACUACGCGAGAUAGCGGCGGCGCGUGAAGCCCUCGCAAGGCAGCACGAAGCCGAGCUGGCCAGGGCCAUAAAGAUCCGAGACGCUGAAGUACAGAGGCUCCAGGGUCUGGUGAACGCCCUGAGGGACGGCGCCGCCGACAAGCUGAAAAACGCUCUUCUCGGAGAGGCGCGGGAAGAGGCCAGGAGAGCUUUUGAUGGCGAGAGACUAAAGCUCCAACAAGAGAUCCAGGAACUGAAGGCAGCCAAGAAGCAGGCCGAUGAGGCGCUGACCAACGCGCUCCAAGCCGACAAAGCCAAAGCAGCUGAUCUCAGGACAGCUUACCAGCAGCACCAGGAUGAAGUGCAUCGCAUCAAACGCGACUGUGAAAGAGACAUCCGUCGGCUGAUGGAUGAGCUCAAGGCUAAAGACCGCGUGGUGUGUGCCCUGGAGAGAGAGCUGGGGAUGCAGGCCGGCUACGCCCAAAGGCUUCAGCUCCAGAAAGAAGCUCUGGAUGAGCAGCUGGUUCACGUACGAGAGGCCGAAAGACACAACCACGGCAGCCCAAAGAGAGAGGUGGUGCCCGGGUUGGGGGACAACGCAGACCUGCUCAACAACCAGUUUUUGUUUUCCUCCUCCUCCCCUCUGCCCCCUGCUUCCCAGGAAGCGGAGGAGCGUGACACGAGGAGGUUUCAGCUGAAGAUCGCCGAGCUGCACUCCGUCAUCAGGAAACUGGAGGACAGAAAUGCGCUGCUGGCUGACGAGAGGAACGAACUUCUGAAGCGGGUGCGAGAGGCUGAGAGCCAGAUGAAGCCCAUGUUCGAGAAGACCAAGCGCCUCUCCAAGAAGAACGAUGACCUCCUGCAAACCCUGCAACGAAUGGAGGAGAAACUUAAAAACCUGAGCCGUGAGAAUGCUGAAAUGAAAGAAAAAGCAGCCGCUUCCCGUCCACCCUUGCAGCAGCAAAGCCAUCCACCUCAGCUGAAGAGGCCCAGCUCCCUGACAGACUUGAGCCACGCCCACGAGGAACAGGAAGUAGAGUUCCUCAAACUCCAGGUUGCUGAGCAACGCGGUAUCAUAGAUGAACUCACUCAGGAACGUGAUCGUUGGGUGUUUGGCAAAAAGACGAGAAGAAAACCUCUGAAACUCACCAAAAGGCAUGUUGUGGAGACAUAUUUUGGAUUUGAUGAGGAAUCCGUCGAGUCUGAAACCUCCUCUCUGACCUCCUUUAACACUGACCUCACUGACCGGACACCCGCCACGCCCGAGGAGGAUUUGGAGGAGAGUGUCUCUCGCGAGGAGUCGGAGCUGCGCUUCCGUCAGCUAACCAGAGAGUACCAGGCCCUCCAGCGGGCUUACGCCCUCCUGCAGGAGACGACGGGAGGCUCUCUGGAUGCCGAGAGGGAAGCCAGGACACGCGAGCAGCUGCAGGCCGAGCUCAGCAGCUGCCAGGCCAAGAUCCUGGACCUGGAGAAGGCUUUGGUGGAGCGGGGGCAGGACUCAAAGUGGGUGGAAGAGAAGCAACACUUGCUCAGGACAACGCAGGAGCUUCAUGAGAAGGUGUGUGCGCUGCAGCAGGUUGAGUCCCGCCUGCAAGCCGAAGUCCAGGACGCCCGGGACCAGAACGAGCUGCUGGAAUUCCGGGUUCUGGAACUGGAAGAGCGAGAACGCAGGUCUCCAGCCCUCAAUCUGCACAUGUCUGCAUUCCCGGAGAACAGCAGCAGUGCACUGCAGGUCUACUGCCACCAGGAGGGAGUCAAGGAUGUCAUCAUUCCCGACCUGAUGAAGAAACUGGAUAUACUCGGAGAUAACGGGAAUCUCCGAAAUGAGGAGCAGGUUGCAGUGAUCCAGGCGGGCACGGUGAUAUCUCUGUGUGAAAAGUGGUUGAAACAGGUGGACAACACCGAGGCCGCCUUAACACAGAAGAUGAUUGAUUUGGAAAAUGACAAGGAGCUGUUCAGCAAGCAGAAAGGCUUCCUCGAGGAGGAGUUGGACUACAGGAAGCAGGCCUUGGACCAGGCUUACAUGAGGAUCGAGGAGCUGGAGGCCACGCUGUAUAGCGCUCUGCAGCAGGAGCAGCCGUCCUGCCAGGCGGUGGCCGAGUCGCUGACAGACAGGCAGAGGGAGGAGCUGCGGCUCGCCGUGGACAAGCUGCGGCGUCAGAUUCUCAGGCAGAGCCGGCAGUAUGACAGUCAGAUCUUACAGGAGCGUAUGGAGCUCCUACAGCAGGCCCAGCAGAGAAUUAGAGAGCUGGAGGACAGGAUCGACUUACAAAAGAGACAAAUAAAGGACAUAGAGGAAAAGUUUUUGUUCCUUUUUUUGUUCUUCUCUUUAGCCUUCAUUCUUUGGCCUUAAUAAAAACGACCGGAG